GGGCGGGCUCGAGGAUAUGAUGUGUCUCAUUUACAUGCUAAGUUUCAAUUUCAAGGAAAAAAUACGGAAAUACGUUUGAGUCCAGACGGAGAGGAAAGUGAAAACGUCAGGCAGUGUCGAGGUCAAAGAAGAGACUGUGGAAAUAGCUCAGAUGAUGUCAUCACAGGACAAAAAUGAAGUUCUGGCUGUUCUCUUCAUGAAGUGGUCAGGGGUUAAUCGACCACUUAGAAAGGAGCUACAGCUGGUCCUCCAGCGCUGGUUCAUCAGAAACCAUGUUGGAGCAGCCUGCUUAGUUUUAAGUGCCUCAACAGACGGGAGAGUUGUGGUGAAGAUUACACCUGCCCGAGCCCUGCAUGAGCUUCAGAAACUGAAAGGACAAACACUGACCAUUAACGAUGACACAACAGUCACAAUAAUAUCCGUCAGUCUGACAAAGGCAGAGCUGGAGACACGAAGACCAGAUGAUGCUUCAAUCGACCUUCCUCCUUCAUUCUGCUCAGAACCACAAGUGGAAGGACAGCUGGGGAAACAGAGAAAUGACGUGUUUUCAUGUACUUGCGAUAUCCCAAUGCACCAUUUCUGGUAUGUGAACCAGGCCUACAAGGAGGAAAUUAAACGUAUAGAAAAAGAGAGUGGAGUAAAAAUCAUGGCAGAAGUGAAGCUGACAUUUGAAGCAAACCAGAAAGAUGCAAGUCCAAACCAUGCUUUCUCUGAGUUCAUUAACCUUGUCCAGAAAUGCUCAGGGGAAUCCAGGGGCUUCACUCUACCUCUCAAGGAGAUGAAUCCAGAAGAGUGGAAGGACACACUGAAUGUCAUCCAGAGACCUGAGAACAAGCUUGUCCUCGCUCUGUCCUCUGAAGAAAUGACCGUGUGUGGGCCAAGAAAAAGUCAAGAUGUUAUCAGAAAGUCCUUAAAUGCAAGAACAAGUAUCAGCACUUCUGUGGGAGUGUCUACAUGGGCAUCUCAAGACACAGUGUCUACACAGGCAUCUCAACACAAAGAGUCUACACGGGCGUCUCAAAUCACAGUGUCGACACGGGCAUCUCAAGACACAGUGUCUACAUGGGCAUCUCAACACAAAGAGUCUACACGGGCGUCUCAAGUCACAGUGUCUACACAGGCAUCUCAAGACACACUGUCUACAUGGGCGUCUCAAGACACAUUAUGGAACAUUGGCAUGAGCAUCAAUGACCCUCUCGUCAAUGCCGGACUCACCAUGGAGGAAAACCACUGGAAGCUGAUGACUACUUCCUACAGUGAGCAAGUAGAUAAGAUCAAAACUAAGUAUGGAGUGGACUUUAAAGAAUCAAGCGACGGUCAAGGCAAAGUGAUAGUCAAAGCUUGCCACAAAAGAUCUGGAGGAAAUGCGUCAAUGGAGAGCCAUGCUGUCAGAGCUCUUCUUCAUCUGUACCAGAAGACUGCAACAUCACCCUACAGCUUCACCCAACCCAUUGGUGCUGCUGGGUCUGGGUAACAGUCUUGAGUGUUCUGAUCCUGGUUAUUUGAGCAGAGUCAAGGAGGAGCUGAAGGCUAAAGGCACUGAGUGAAGACCUUGUUACAAAGUGAGGGAAGUUGUUUUCACACAAAAAAAAUGAGACAAUUUAAAACAAGCAAUUAGGGACUGUUCCCUAUUUAUGAGAGGGGAGGGGGUGGUGAAAAACAGUGAAGGCACUUUAAUAAAUUUUUAAGCAUUGGAGAGGGAGUUGUGUUUUUUGAUUUGGCUUAUUUGUCAUAUUUUGUAUAUAUUUUCAGGACCCCAAAACCCACAAAUGGGUUUGAAAGGCAUGUUUUGUUUUUAUUUAAUUUGCAAAUUUUCACCAUUUAUCAUAGACAGAGACUGCAAAAACAGAAAUUUUUAGAUUUUCAAAUUCCCAAAGGUCCUACAACACCUCAUGUGGGACAAACACUUAUGUCAGGAAAAAUAAUCAAAUCUAAGCUUAAAAUAUUGAUAUAGUGCUAUAGUGUGCUUCUGCAUGCAUGCUGCCUCUGUGACAUACGAUUUAUUUUUUUUUACCCCCUCCUCUCUGAUAAAUUGAGUACAGUCCCUUACUGCCAUGCACAUACUGUUGUACUGUCUUUCUUCUUCUCAUGUAAUUUUUUUUUACAUGUUCUAUCUUCACCUGUAAAGCUUAACUCUCUUACUUGAAAAGAAUUUCCUGUUUUUGUUUUUGUUAAUUGAAAACGUCUUUCUAUUUAAAUCUGUAUAAGAAUGAAAUAUACCAACAUAAUUUAAACUUUAGCCCACACUGACUCAUCACAGUAUCCUUCUCUUUAUCAGCAUGUUGUGGAAAAAAAACACAAAACACAGUGGCUUGUUUUUCUGUACAAUUUUUAAAAUUUUAUUUAUAACAAUAUCUGUUAUUUAGUUUGUAAAGUACUCCAGCAAAAAUUAAACAUUAUUCUCUUUCCAGAAGAAAGUCUGAGCCUCCAUGCAUCGUGUACUAUAAAAGCUAUGUGUCAUUUUUCAUUUAAAAAAAAAGGACUAAUCAAGAAAAAAAAAAAAAAAGAAAUUCUGAAAAUGCA
Epinephelus fuscoguttatus (brown-marbled grouper) is the source of this 2523-nucleotide messenger RNA. RefSeq names its product deltex E3 ubiquitin ligase 3L b, tandem duplicate 1 (gene dtex3lb.1). The transcript is spliced from 5 exons. Bases 152 to 1474 code for a protein of 440 amino acids. The record is from RefSeq and is a predicted model, not a curated record. NCBI's taxonomy places the organism in Eukaryota, Metazoa, Chordata, Actinopteri, Perciformes, Serranidae.